Argentina anserina (silverweed cinquefoil) is the source of this 2982-nucleotide messenger RNA. Its product is annotated as receptor-like protein EIX1. The transcript has 2 exons. The record is from RefSeq and is a predicted model, not a curated record. Bases 1 to 2766 code for a protein of 921 amino acids. NCBI's taxonomy places the organism in Eukaryota, Viridiplantae, Streptophyta, Magnoliopsida, Rosales, Rosaceae. Gene Ontology annotation, molecular function: protein binding.
AUGAGUGGUAUGUCUUCUAUGCACUCUGUGUUGGUUGGGUUUGUGUGCCUGGCCAUUGCCUCUGCUAUUUGUUGCUCCAGUGUUGGAAGCUCCGACAAUAUCACUACGUGCUUCGAGAGUGAAAGGCAUGCUCUUCUCCAGUUCAAACAAGGCCUUGUGGAUGAGUCUGAUUCUCUUGCUUCUUGGAAAAGUGAGAAAGAUUGCUGCAACUGGAGAGGAAUAGGAUGCAACACCCAAACAGGUCAUGUCACCAGUCUUAAUAUCUCCUUUAGUACUAUUGAUGCUUACUACUAUUCUUCCCCUUCUGAAGCCCCUUUAAGAGGUGAAAUUAAUACUUCACUACUCGACUUGCCUUACCUAAAUUACUUGGACUUCAGUUUUGUUGAUUUUCAAGGAAUUGUGAUUCCCAAAUUCAUUGGCUCUUUGAGUCGGUUGGAAAAAUUAAGACUCAGAGAAUGUAAUUUUAGUGGGCAUCUUCCUCCCCAGCUUGGAAACCUCUCUAAUUUGCACACUCUUGAUCUGUCUUAUAACGAUGGUGUUAGUUUGGAAAAUCUCGAGUGGUUAACUCAUCUUGUUUCCCUGAGAUACCUAAGCAUGUCGAGCCUAGAUUUUUCAAAGGUUGUGAAUUGGCCACAAUCUUUAAGCAAACUCACUUCACUGAACGAGCUUCUGUUAGAUGGGUGCAACCUUCCUAAUAUGAAUCCAAGAUCAAUUUCCUUGAUCAAUUCAUCCACCUCUCUUCAACUCCUCCACCUCUCUUAUAAUAAUCUUAACUCUUCAAUAUUCUAUUGGAUAGCCAAGGCCAGCACCAGCAUUAUCCAUAUUGAUCUGUCUGGGAAUAAGCUUGAAAGUGGGAUACCAAAAGGGUUUCAAAAUUUAUGCAGCUUAGAGUCGUUGAAUUUAUCAUAUAAUAAUAUUUCUGGAAACAUUGAGGACUCUACAAAAGCCUUGUAUUGUGCUAACAACACACUUGAGACCUUGGACUUGGACUAUAACCACUUUUGGGGUUCAAUUCCAGAACUAACAGGUUUUUCAGAGUUGAGAUAUUUUGAUCUCUCUUGGAAUAAUCUGAAUGGGUCUCUAACCGAGAGUAUCGGGCAACUCUACAGCCUCCAAAAUCUGUAUCUCAACGGGAAUUCUAUGAGUGGUGUCAUCACAGAAUCCCACUUUCGGAACCUCUCUCGUUUACAGGCACUGGGACUCGCGCUUAAUCGCUUUUCCAUGAACAUCAGCUCUGACUGGAAGCCACCAUUUCAACGACUAAGUUGGUUAGACAUGUCCUAUUGCAACGUGGGCCCAAAUUUUCCAAAAUGGAUUCUAACGCAGAGAAAUCUUUCUGAGCUUUAUCUCUCUAAUGCCGGAAUAUCAGGAUCAUUACCUCCUAAUUUUUCUGAUAUACUUUCAACUGGCUUACAAACUAUAGAUUUCUCUACGAACCAAAUCCAUGGGAAACUGCCGAAUCUGUCAACAACAAGCUUGGGUUAUGUUAACUUGGCUUAUAAUCGGUUUUUCGGUGCAGUGCCACUAUUUCCUCCAACAAUCACCUUGUUGGAUCUCUCGUAUAACAAGUUUUCUGAGCCCUUGUCUUCCAUCUGUGAAACUAAUUCCUUCGGGGCUCAUAGUCCAUUGCUUAAUCUCGACAUUUCUCACAACCUGCUGACAGGGGAGCUUCCUAAUUGUUGGAUGCUGUUUCAACAAUUGAUUUCAUUGAAUCUUGGAUGGAAUAGAUUAUCUGGGAAACUACCGAGCUCAUUAGGAAAUUUGGAGGGGAUCGAAGCAAUGCGUUUACAUGAAAACAAGUUUUCAGGAGAAUUGCCUUCUUUGGAGAACUGUACUGGAUUACAGUUGGUUGACCUAGGCAACAAUAACCUGUCGGGAAAGAUACCAACAUGGAUUGGCCAAAGCCUAACCGAUUUAAGCAUUCUACGCUUACGCUCCAACAAGUUCAAUGGAUUCAUACCUAUGUCCUUGUGCAAUCUAGCCACCAUUCAUGUUUUGGACUUGUCUCGCAACAAUAUUUCAGGAGCGUUACCACAUUGCUUCAGUAACAUAACAGCUUUGGCUGAUGAUAUUGGAACAGAUUACGAUUCUUCAACAGAACUUGUGUGGAAAGGAAUAGAAAUUGAGUUUGGGAAAAAUCUUGACAGCAUGAGAAGCAUUGACAUGUCUAGCAAUUACUUGGUUGGCGAAAUUCCGGAGAGUAUAGCUAGAAUGACCGAGUUGAAAUCCCUCAACUUGUCAAGAAACCAUUUGACGGGAAAGCUUCCUCAAGACUUUGGUAACAUGAAGAUGUUGGAAUCCCUUGAUCUGUCAAGAAACAAUUUAUCUGGUGAAAUUCCCCCAAGUUUUUCGACAUUACACUUUCUCGGAGUGCUGGACGUAUCACACAACCAAUUGUCAGGAAGAAUUCCAGGAGGCACCCAACUUCAGGGUUUCAAUGCUUCUGUUUAUACUGAUAAUCUUGGACUUUGUGGACCACCAUUGACACCAGAUUGCUCAAGAAAUGGAACCACUCCAACGGAUGAUAACAAGGAACGUCAUGAUAAUGAUGGCCACAUAAGCCUGGGAUUUCUUAUCAGUGCAGUGUUGGGAUUCAUCACAGGGUUUUGGGUGGUGUGUGGCAGUUUACUGCUGAAGAGUUCUUGGCGAUACGCCUACUUCAAGUUCUUCGAUGAUUCAAGAGAUUGGAUUUAUGUCAAAAUGGCUGUGUACAAGGCAAAAUGCAGAGGAGACUACUUCAAAGAUAAAUGGAAAUUCUGGAAUUGAGGGAAAUGAGCCUAUUACCCCGGAAGCAGAGGAAUUCAUGGCUUAUUGUGGAGUGUUUUCAUAUGUUAUGGCUAUCCUUUUCAGAAAAAUAAAGCUUAUGCGUGUUUAUUUUGAGAACUGUAUGAUUGGUGUGUAUUAUGAGCUGGUAUACAAGCUGUUUUAGUUCCGUGCAGCAAAACGUCUCUUUUGUUUCUUUCAGGUUGUACUGUACCUAUA